UAGUGUCACUGCCCUACAGCCCGAUUUGCUUCUUCAUCCCGUUUUGCUUCCAGGGCUCAGUUUUCGGUCACGGCCAGACCCUCGUUUCCUUGAAAUACCAAUGUGCGCAUGCGGACAGGAAAUGACGUCAUAUAACUGAUCCCUGGAAGCAAAACGGGAUGAAGAAGCAAAUAGGGCUGUGACACAGUGACAGACAGCCAGUGAUAGGCAGGCGCGCGCUACUGCACGUGACCGUCCCGUGACAGCGGGUCAUAUGACUUGAACAACAUCCGGGAGUUAUUUUUGGUUUCAAAAUAAACCUCCUUAUACGAAUUACAGUCAAACUCAGGGUUCGUUUUCCAGCCCAAGAUUUGUGUCUGCAUUGCCACGGCGCUGCGGGCAGGUGCUGACGCCAGCGAGGCUCUCCUUGACACGGAACCGCCGCAACUGUUCAAGGAGUCCAUUAUUUUGAAGGAUUGGAGCGGAAGCCUGAGGUCACCGCAGCCGCUCGCCUGGCGAUGCACAGUUCAGUUCCGGCAACAUGAGUGAGGAGCAUUAUCUCGAGCUCUGUGAAAACCCGGUGCAGUUCGAGCACGCUUCCGGAGUCAACAAUGUUUUCUUCGACGAGGCCAACAAGCAGGUGUUCGCCGUGCGGUCGGGCGGCGCCACCGGCGUGGUGGUCAAGGGUCCGGACGACAAGAGCUCGCUGGCCUUCAGGAUGGACGACCGAGGAGAAGUCAAGUGCAUCAAGUUCUCCAUCGGGAACAAGAUCCUGGCCGUGCAGAGGAGCAGCAAGUCGGUGGACUUCAUCAACUUCAUGCCAGACGUCCCUCACACGCAGUUCUCCCAGGAGUGUAAGAUGAAGAACGCCAGCGUGCUGGGCUUCUGCUGGACCAACUGGAACGAGAUCGUCUUCAUCACUGAUCAGGGGAUCGAGUUCUACCAGGUGUUUCCUGACAAGCGCAGCCUGAAGCUGUUGAAGAGUCACAGCAUCAACGUGAACUGGUACCAGCACUGCCCCGAGCUGGCGGUCAUCCUGCUGUCCACCACGGUGCAGGGCAACGUGCUGCAGCCCUUCACCUUCAGGAACGGCAGCGUGGCCAAGAUGAACAAGUUUGAGAUCGAACUUCCGCUCGUCCCCAAACCCGCCAAGCUCAGUCUGUCGGAGCGGGACGUCGCCAUGGCGACCAUCUACGGCCAACUGUACGUGAUGAACCUGAAGCACCAGUCCAGAUCUGCCCAGAGUCCCGGCGCUGAGGUGGUCCUCUACCACCUGCCCAGGGAUGGCGUGUGCAAGAAGACUCACGUGCUGAAGCUCAACACCACGGGGAAGUUUGCUCUCAACAUCGUGGACAACCUGGUGGUGGUCCAUCACCAGAGCUCUCAGACGUCGCUCAUCUUCGACAUCAAGCUGCAGGAGCCCGACUCUGCCGUCAACACUCACCAGCCGGUCCUGCCCGCCCGCUCCAUCACGCCGUACCGGGUCCCCGUGUCGGGCCCCGCCGUGGUUCCGCCCUGCCAGCUCUACUCCUCGUCUUGGAGCGUCUUCCAGCCGGACAUCAUCAUCAGCGCCAGUGAAGGUUACCUGUGGUACCUGCAGGUGCGGCUCCCGCCCACCGUCCGGCUGCUCAAGGACAAAGGGAAGCUGAUGGACUUCCUGUUACGGCGCCAAGACUGCAAGAUGGUCAUCCUGUCUGUCUGCUGCCAGAUUCUGGACGGGUCGGAGCGAGGGAGUCUCCCGGUGGUGGCCACCGUCUUCGACAAACUCAACCAGGUGUACAAGGAGCACCUGGAGGCCGAGCAGCUGUACGCGCUGGCCAUGGAGUCGGCCCCGGCUCGCGGCGCCGCCACCGUGAAGCGUCCGGUCCGAACACAGGCCGUCGUGGACCAGUCAGACAUGUACACGCACGUCCUGUCGGCCUUCACAGAGAAGAAGGACGUCUCCCACAAGUUUGUCAUCGCCGUCCUGAUGGAGUACAUCCGCUCCCUGAACCAGUUCCAGAUCCCUGUCCAGCACUACCUGUAUGAGCUGGUGAUCAAGACGCUGGUGCAGCACAGUCUCUUCUACAUGCUGCACCAGUUCCUCCAGUACCACGUCCUCAGUGACUCCAAGCCUCUGGCCUGUUUGCUGCUGUCGCUGGAGACCACCUACCCUCCUGCUCACCAGCUGUCGCUGGACAUGCUGAAGCGUCUGUCCACUGCCAAUGAUGAGAUCGUGGAGGUUCUUCUGUCGAAGCAGCAGGUUCUGAGCGCGCUCAGAUUCAUCCGCAGCGUGGGCGGCCACGACAACGUCUCGGCCCGGAAGUUCCUGGACGCGGCGCGGCAGACCGGAGACGCCAUGUUGUUCUUCACCGUGUUCCGCAGCUUCCAGCAGCGCAACCAGCGCCUGAGAGGGAGCCCGGCCUUCAACCCAGGAGAACACUGCGAGGAGCACGUCACCCACUUCCAGCAGCUGUUUGGAGAACAAGCGCUGAUGAAGCCUGCCACGGUCUGAAGCCUCCUGCGCCACCAACAGGAAGUGGAACUGCACUCAGCUGACCGUGACCCGGGUCGGGUCGGGUCGGGUUAGGUCGGCCUUGGUUACGAGCUGCUGACUCAUCAUUAAACUCUUCUGAACGGCCUGACUUGAUGCUUUGCUUACACACACUCCACACACGUCUGUCUGCCUGUCCUCGUGAGGACCUCUCCUGGCCAUCGCCCUUUCCCCAGCCUCAUGGCUCACCUGAAGCAGGACUCU
Molecule: messenger RNA, 2716 nt
Organism: Synchiropus splendidus (mandarinfish)
Lineage: Eukaryota; Metazoa; Chordata; Actinopteri; Syngnathiformes; Callionymidae
Gene: rmc1
Product: regulator of MON1-CCZ1
Exons: 20
Coding region: 521-2473 (650 amino acids)
Biological process (GO): regulation of autophagy
Cellular component (GO): late endosome membrane; lysosomal membrane; Mon1-Ccz1 complex
Molecular function (GO): protein binding
Source: RefSeq, a predicted model, not a curated record